ACCGGCGGCCACUGCGUCUCAGUCAUGCGUCAGACCGGAGCGGAGCAAGCGGGUCAAUAACGGGUCGUAUUCACCGAUCCUCGACCAGCGCUUUAACCAAUCUUAAAAACCAAUUAAUCGGUCGCGACCCGAGCGCCUCCACGCGCAUGACCUCCAGAGACUAGACUAGUGUAUGAGUGAGAAGGAGGAGGAGGAAGAGGAGGAGGAGAAAGAUACGGUGGAGAUGCGCAUAUCUGCAGGUCUCUAGCGCGGUCGUAAAACAAGUGUGGGGAGCCAGUCAGCUCUCACUGGAGCCAUGCCGGGAGUAACUAAGUACAAUUUAGUGGAUGACGCGCACGAUUUGAGGGUCCCCAUGCACAACGAAGAGGUGUUUCAGCAUGGGGUCUGCUUCGAGGCGAAGUACAUUGGGAGUUUGGAGGUGGGUCGCCCCGGCAGCCGAAUGGAGAUAGUCGCUGCCAUGAGGCGAAUCAGAUAUGAGUUCAAACUGAAGAACAUAAAGAAAAAGAAGGUCAACAUUGUUGUAUCCACCGACUGUGUCAGAGUGAUCCUGCGCAAAAAGAAGAAGAGAAAAGGGUGGUCAUGGGAUGAGAACACCAUCCUGGUGACACAGGAUCCCAUCUACAGGAUCUUUUACGUCUCACACGAUGCUCAAGACCUGAAGAUUUUCAGUUACAUAGCCAGAGAUGGACAGAGCAACAUGUUCCGCUGCAAUGUCUUCAAGUCUAAGAGGAAGUCUCAGGCCAUGAGGAUUGUGCGAACGGUGGGCCAGGCCUUUGACGUUUGUCACCAGAUGACCUUGCAGCUGAAAAGUGAAGACCAGGAGGAUGAAGAGGGGAGGGCGGAGGAGCAAGAGGCAGCUUCAGCAAAGAAGAGGUUGGCGUUGUCAGAGGAGACGGACCUUGAAGCCACCACAGAGGAGAGCAUCGAGUGUGUCUCUUCAUCAGACCUGGAGAAGAACAAAAAGGACGAGGCUCUGGGAACAGAUGGGAAGGUGUGCGACGAGCCCCCUUUGCUGCUGAGUUCACCCAUCCUCGGGGCCUCGUCGGGUCAGUCAGCAGCAGAGGUGUCCUGCUCUGCAGAGCAUCAGCUCCAGCUCCUUCAGAAACAACUGCAGCAGCAGGAACAGCAAGCUCUGGCGGUUUCAGCACAGGUUCAUGUGCUCCAGGAGCAGCUGUCGGUGGAGAUGUGUGCACGGACUGAAGCCCAGGCCAGAGUACAGAGGCUGCUGCAGCAGAACACUGACCUGCUGCAGCAUAUUUCACUCUUAGUUAAGCAGAUCCAGGAGCUUGAGCUCAAAUCUGCUGGCCACUUAAGAUCCAUGGGAUCCCAGGACAGUCUGCUGGAGAUAACUUUCCGUGCCAAGCCCCUCAGCAUUCCCUGUACACCCCUCACCCCUUCUUCAUCCACAGCCCCACUCGCAUCUCAGUCCCAGCUCCAGAUUAGUGAUGGUACAUGGCUAUCUGCUCUGCCAGGGCCCUGCUCUCCAGGUACCGCCAACGCCAUUCCUCUGGGCAUGAGCGGCAGCGGAGUUCGACUCGAGUGCUUUCGCUUCUCGGCCCCUGGGUCUGACAACCAGGGGCCAGGCCAGGACACCGGAGAGACUCCCAGUGAUGAAAGCUCACUGCUGGGGGAGCAGGUCCUGGGAGCCUUGGAGUUACUUCGCUUUAGGGAAUCGGGGAUCGGAUCAGAGUACGAAUCAAACACAGACGAGAGCGACGAUCGAGACAGCUGGGGGCACGGGGAAGGAGUGGGGGCGGAUGGUGCUGCACGACUCUUUAAUGUGCUGAAUGCAGAGAGCCUCGCAGACUGCUUAGGAGAUGAGAUGGCUGUUUAGUGGUCUCCAUGCACAAGGCAACUUUAAACUCAUGCACCAUCCAGGAGAUAUUUAGAAUCUGAAGGACUUCACAACGCAGAACUUAAAUAUUAUGAAAAAAGAUUUCAACAUCUGCAGGUGUAACCGAUCAUGUAAUCGUGACACUCACUCAUGAUUGUUCUUGCAAACAUUUUAAAGAGGCCAAGCUAUGCUUUUCAGAGUUUCCCUGUCCUUCAGUGUGUGUCAUAGUGUCUUGUGCAUGGUAAAAGGUUUGCAAAGUCCACACCUAAGCAGGAGCAAGUUUUCUCCCACAGAAAACCUGCUCCCGAACUGCCACAAACAUUCAUCACUUUAUUCAUUACCUAACAUGUUGGUAUGACAGCUGCUUAGCUACUAGUUGGGCUGCAACUCAAAAAACAGCAGUUGCCUACAUUGGUUUGUUUCAAUUUAAUAAUGUUGAACAGAAAAUACACACAAGUACGGAAGCCAAAAGCAGCCAUGCCUGCAGUUUUUUAUUUUAUCUCAAGAUCACAAAGCUUGUCUUUACUUGAUAACUAGACACCUGCCUUUUGUUUUUCUCAACAUAUUGGGUAUAAAGAGAUAACAAGCGUCGUCUCAAAAUCACAUGAUGAACAAGGUGGGCUUGAAAAUGAGCAGUUAGCAGCUAAACCUGGCAUUUUCAUCAUGGAAUACGGUCAUGCCAUCAGGGAAAAAAUCAUGGACUGCCUUUGACAGGCUUGUACAGUAAGCACCAAGCAAGAUGGCUGCAUCACUUCAUCUGGCUCUCUUCAUACCCUGAUGCUCUCUUCAAUCUGGAACAGGGUCAAUAUGGACUCAUCAGACCACAUGUCACUUCUUCCAGUGCUCCAGAGUCCAAUCUUUAUGCUCCCUAGCAAAUUCACGCCCUUUUUUCUGAUUAUUAUUACUGAUGAAUAGUUCUGUUAAGGCUAUACAUCUGUUUAGUCCCAAUCCCUUGAGUUCCCUUUACAUUGUGUGUGGGGAAAUGUUCUUACUUUAACUAUGAAACAUAAUCAUGAGUUCCACUGGUGUUUAUUUAAUAAUUUGAUGUCACCAAACAUUUAAGUCAUCACCGAUCACCAUCAUUCAAUAUUUUUAUUUCAUUCACAUUUUGUACUGAAAGACGACGGUUCCCCACAAUCUUUCCAGUUUUCUAUAAUGUGUUGGACAGUUAUUGACCCAGUUUUAGUAGUUUCAGCAUCUCCUUGUAUUUUUUUUUUUUUUUUUUUUUUUUUGCUUGUUGCCCAUAAUUUGAUGCUUCUUCAGCAGAUGUUUUCUACAACCAUAGGAUGUGUCUUUCCACAUUUGUUUAA
This is a messenger RNA of Melanotaenia boesemani (Boeseman's rainbowfish), 3144 nucleotides long. RefSeq names its product carboxyl-terminal PDZ ligand of neuronal nitric oxide synthase protein-like. The coding region runs from base 296 to 1834 and encodes 512 amino acids. The transcript is spliced from 10 exons. Gene Ontology annotation, molecular function: nitric-oxide synthase binding. The record is from RefSeq and is a predicted model, not a curated record. Lineage: Eukaryota; Metazoa; Chordata; Actinopteri; Atheriniformes; Melanotaeniidae.